Messenger RNA from Zingiber officinale, 863 nucleotides. Its product is annotated as calnexin homolog. The record is from RefSeq and is a predicted model, not a curated record. The transcript has 3 exons. The coding region runs from base 303 to 662 and encodes 119 amino acids. NCBI's taxonomy places the organism in Eukaryota, Viridiplantae, Streptophyta, Magnoliopsida, Zingiberales, Zingiberaceae.
AAGCUCGUUUAGGCUUAGGGGUGUCAAUUCGGGUGGGUUGGGUGGGUUCGGGUUGGGUUGAAAAUCAAUUUUUUAAAAAAUUAUCCAACCCGAACCCGACUCUAACCCGAAACCUAUAAACCCGAACCCAUUCCAACCCGGACAACCCGGCAACCCGAUUUUAUUUUUAAUUAUUCUUUUAUUUUUUUUAUCAGUCUCAAAAAAAUAAAAGCAUGAAUCUCAUUUGAUGGUAUCCAGGUAAUGUUUAGUUCCACUAACUCUAAUAAACUAAAUAAGCUGUUGUUGUACCCUUCUCACACCCAAUGCCAUUGUUAUUGCAGAAGAAGAUAUUUGAUGUUCUCUACAGGAUAGCGGACAUUCCUUUCUUGAAACCAUACCAGAUAAAAAUCAUUAAUGUUAUUGAGAAGGCAGAGAAACAACCUACCGUCACCAUUGGAGUUCUAGUGUCCACGGUAGUGGUAUUUGCCACUGUCAUAGUCAAGAUUCUCUUUGGUAGCAAAAAGAAACCUCAGAGACAAGUCUCGGCACCGUCUGCUUCCAAAAUCAAGUCAGCCGAAACUGUUGGGAAUGAUUCUCCAGGCACUAAUGAAGAGAAAGAAGAGAAUGUAAAAGUUGAUGAUGCAUCUGCUCCUCGAGCUCGGAAAUCCAGAAGGGAGACCUGAGGUAGCAAGCUCUUCAAAUUUUGUGAGAUGUUCACAGUUCAGAUAUGCGUUGCGUUGUUAGGCUUUCUAGUGGCGGCUGAAGCGCACAUUUGCCUCCUUCCAAUUAAAAGUUAGCUUUACAAUUUGUCCUUGAAUUUGUGGACUAUUAAUCUGUGUCUUAUAUAAUUUAUUGUAAUUUGUUUCUUUGAACAAUUAUUUUUA